Molecule: messenger RNA, 354 nt
Organism: Fonsecaea multimorphosa CBS 102226
Lineage: Eukaryota; Fungi; Ascomycota; Eurotiomycetes; Chaetothyriales; Herpotrichiellaceae
Exons: 1
Coding region: 1-354 (117 amino acids)
Source: RefSeq, a predicted model, not a curated record
AUGACGGACAAUCAGACAGGAAACACGACGGGCACCUCAGAAGGUCCCGCAUCCUCGCACUCGGAAUUGUUUGGGCUCCAAGGUCAGAAGAGAGCAUCGACGACUGCAGGCGCUGGAGCAGGAUCAGGCAUUAUCGGGACGAGUGGGCAUGCUGGGGCUGCUAAGAAGGGUGCCGACCUAGAAAGUGGGAGCGAGAUUCAGAACGCUGGUGUGGCUGGCGUCGAUGAGGGAGGGAAGAGCAGCACCGUCACAGGAUCUGGCGGCGAGACUCUAACUCCAAGUCAAGGAAGUGGAGAUGUCCGACCUGCGGGAGAAGACAAGGGCGUUUUUGACAAGUUGAACCCAUUGAAGUGA